Messenger RNA from Rhizophagus irregularis DAOM 181602=DAOM 197198, 1912 nucleotides. The record is from RefSeq and is a predicted model, not a curated record. NCBI's taxonomy places the organism in Eukaryota, Fungi, Glomeromycota, Glomeromycetes, Glomerales, Glomeraceae.
UAAUCAAUUUUUUUUCUCAAAUUAUAAUGGAUUUAACGAAAGGAUUAUUAAGAGAUAUUUGUAAAUUAUAUUAUGAAUCUGAUGAUUAUAAUGUUUGUAUUACGGUCGGUGGAGAAGAUGAAGGUAUCGAAACAGAAACUUUCAAGGCACAUUCAGUAAUACUUCGUUCAAGAUCCAAAUAUUUUCAAAACGUACUUUCUAAUAAGAAUGAUGAAGUAAAAAAAGAUGGUGAAUUCUUUUUAUUAAAAAAACCAAACAUUUAUCCAGAUGUAUUUCGAUUAAUACUCAAAUAUAUUUAUACCGGGACUUGUAAUUUAAAGGAACCAGAUAUGCAAGAUAUGUAUGUACCAUUGUUAUUAGCGGCCGGCGAAUUGUCUCUUUUAGAUUUAGUGAAAUAUAUUCAACUACACAUCAUAGCCAACGAACAAUCAUGGUUACACGAGAAUAUUAUUCACGUAUUUCACAUUGUCACUCACUCCACAACAUUUUCAUUACUAGCCAAUCAUUGUAGUGAAUUAAUUUGCGAGAUUCCUUCAUUAUUAUUCAAUACUCCAUCUUUUACAAGAUUGGAAAAACUUUCACUGUUAACGAUAAUUAAACGAGAUAAUUUAUGUUUAGAUGAAAUUGAUAUAUGGAAUUAUUUAUUACAUUGGGCGAUUAAUCAAUACCCUUUACUUAAUUCCUGUACUGAUAUUUCUGAUGCUUCUUCAUGGACGAAAAAAGAUUUUAUUGAACUGGAAAAUAUAUUAAAAGAUUUUCUUCCUUUUAUCAGAUUUUUUCAAAUACCUGGCGAUCAAUUAUAUGAAUUUGUAUGGCCAUUCAAGAAGAUUUUACCCAAACAACUUAAAUCUCAAUUAAUUAAAUUUCACAUGAUACCAAAUUCAGAAUUACCAUCAUGUGAUAGUAAUUUUAAUUUAUCAUUACGUGUUCCAAAAUAUAAGAUUGAUUCUUUAUACAUUUCAGCAAGGCAUGCUGGUAUAUUGAGAUCGUGGAUGAAUAAAGGUUCUAAGAGCGAGAUAAAGAAGAAGGAUGUAGUUGAGUUUAAAUUAUUAUUGAGAGGGAGCAAAGAUGGUAUGGACGUAAAAACAUUUCAUAAGUUAUGUGAUAACAAGGGUCCUACUCUAGUAUUGAUUAAAAUACUUGAAAAUAAUCAUGAUGAUGGAGAUGAAUCAAAUGAUAAUAGUAAUCAUAUUAUUAAUAAAAGACAUACUAUUGGAGAUGUUUCUGAAAAUUUGAAAAAUAAUAAAAGUGAUAACUUUAAGGUUAGGAGAUUUAGUACUAGUAAUAUCAUUAAUAAUACUACUAUUACAAGUGGUGAUACUUCUAUUGUGAUUGGAGGAUACAAUCCUUUAGAUUGGAGUUCAUCGGAUACAUAUAAACAAACGAAUGAUUCAUUUAUAUUCUCAUUCACAAAUCCACUUAUAUGUGACUCUAACGAAUACAUUCUAAGUAGAGUACAAAAUUCUCAAUACGCUAUUCGUGAUAUGUCUUGCAAAUAUAAUAAUCUUGGUUUUGGUCAUGAUCUUUGGUGGUUUAGUGGUAGUUGUACUCAACAAUAUUACGGAAAACGAAUCUUACCUAUUACCUAUGCUGGUACUUUUGUUAUGGAAGACUAUGAAGUAUUUCAAGUAAUUUAUUCCAAUGGGAAAAGUAAAGAAAAUUUUGAAGAAGAAAUUUUAGAAGAAAGUGAAAGUGUUAGUGGAGGCGAAGUGAAAGGUGAAAUGAAAAGUGCUGCCAAUGAAUCGAAUGUUUCUAAUGAGAGAGAUGGUAGUAUAUUAAAUAUAGGUAGUGAUGAUAAAAGCGAUGAUAGUUUUGGCGAGAUCAUUAUAUUAUAGUAAUAUGCAGUAAUAUGCAUGUAUUUAACAAUUUUAAAUGUAAUGAACUUUUUUAAAUAAAAUUAUUAUGAUUUAUG